Messenger RNA from Pseudophryne corroboree (corroboree frog), 3013 nucleotides. It is a transcript of the gene WNT2B, whose product is annotated as Wnt family member 2B. Gene Ontology annotation, biological process: multicellular organism development; cell fate commitment; canonical Wnt signaling pathway. The transcript has 5 exons. The record is from RefSeq and is a predicted model, not a curated record. Gene Ontology annotation, cellular component: extracellular region. Gene Ontology annotation, molecular function: frizzled binding; cytokine activity. NCBI's taxonomy places the organism in Eukaryota, Metazoa, Chordata, Amphibia, Anura, Myobatrachidae. The coding region runs from base 761 to 1939 and encodes 392 amino acids.
GCAGCAGGUGGUGGUAUACUGCUGCUGCUGCUGCUGCUGCUGCUGCUGCAACCCUCUGCAAAGGUAGCUCAGUCUAUCCUCACCCAAUGCAGAGACACUUUCACACUAAGGGGGAGUUUCAGCAAACUCUGAGAUCUGCUACCUCUCAAGUGAAUCCAGGAAUUCAUCAAACUUCUCCCUGUCCAAUGAGACCCAGAGACAGAGGCAAGGAGCAAGUCAGAUCAUUCCUGCCUGUCCUCUUCAUCACAGCCUCCACAGGGAAGAUCUCACCAGCAACAUCCAGAGCCUCCUCUCCAUCUUCAGAGACAACUAUAGCAGCCAAGUUUUCUUCUCUGAGAAUUUCUGCAGCAUCCAAAACUAUACGUCUACUCUUCUUUUCCAGCUACUUGUGAACUAUCUGUGACAUUUUUGCAGCACCAAUUCCCAGAGCUACCUUUAUUAAAUUCAUAUUGUAUUUCCUAUCUGCAGAAUUGCAAUUUUCUAUACUAAACCUGGCAAAAGAGGUUUACGGCGACAUUAUAACAGCAUCUGAAAGGACUAUUUCAUUAAUAUAUAUAUAUAUUUUUUAAAGAAAAUAAUUAUUUUAAAAUAAUGAAGAGGAAUAAAGACUUUUUGGGGAAUUGAGGGGACAUUUCUUCAUCUUGUUGCUUUCAGCUUUUCCUAUAGGAAAUAGUACCCCAUGCAGUGAAGCACUUACCUGCGAGAUAUUCUGGAUUUCCAGGUAGUCCUGUCAGCAAAGCACUUUUGGGAGGUAAUAACUAUGUUGGGUCUAUCUCACCCUGGAGAACCCUUAAGAAGUCACCCUAAAAUGUCCACGAGUCCAGGAUUAAGGCACUGCCAAAGGACGAUGGCGUCAUCAGACAAUGUCCAAACAAACUGUAGGAUGUAUAUUGCGUACCUUUUAAUACUUCUUAUUCUAACCCCAAGAGUGGACUCUUCCUGGUGGUACAUUGGUGCACUUGGAGCAAGAGUAAUAUGUGAUAAUAUCCCAGGCCUGGUUAACAAGCAGAGGCAACUGUGCCAAAAGCAUCCUGACAUUAUGCAAGCCAUUGGUGAGGGAGCUAAGGAGUGGAUCAAAGAGUGCCAGCAUCAGUUCAGGCACCAUCGCUGGAACUGCAGCACCCUGGACAGAGACCCCACAGUCCUUGGGAGAGUCAUGCUAAGAAGCAGUCGAGAAGCAGCAUUUGUCUAUGCCAUUUCCUACGCUGGAGUGGUUUAUGCUAUUACCCGCGCUUGCAGUCAAGGAGAACUUAAAUCAUGCAACUGUGACCCCAAGAAGAGGGGGCGCUACAGAGAUGAGCGAGGGGAGUUUGACUGGGGAGGUUGCAGUGACAACAUUGACUUUGGGAUUGAGUUUGCCAAGGAUUUCGUAGAUGCCAAGGAAAGAAAAGUAAAGGAUGCACGGGCCUUGAUGAACAUGCACAAUAACGGCUGUGGCAGGAUGGCAGUAAAACGUUUUAUGAAGCUUGAAUGUAAGUGCCAUGGGGUCAGUGGGUCAUGCACAUUAAGGACUUGUUGGCGAGCCAUGUCAGAUUUUCGAAAAACAGGGGACUAUCUCAGAAGGAAAUACAACGGGGCAAUCCAGGUCACCAUGAAUCAAGAUGGUAUUAGCUUCACAGUGGCCAAUCAAAACUUCAGAAAGCCCACAAAGAAGGACCUUGUGUACUUUGAGAAUUCUCCUGAUUAUUGUGUGAUGGACAAGUCUGCAGGCUCAUUGGGCACUGCAGGAAGGAUCUGUGACAAGGGCUCCCGUGGGACAGAUGGCUGUGAAGUUAUGUGUUGUGGUAGGGGCUACGACACCACCCGAGUCACCCGGACCACCAAAUGCGAGUGUAAAUUCCACUGGUGUUGUGCAGUGCGCUGUAAAGAAUGUGAGGAGACUGUAGAUGUACAUACAUGCAAGGCACCAAAAAGGCCAGAGUGGGUGGACCAGACUUGAAUUAAAAAACAGCCUGCACAUUUGACAAGAAGUCACGGGGCCCCGCGGGAUUCUGGGUGUAAGUGUAGUACAUCUGCAUGGCUUCUUAUUUAAGUAAUUCUGCAAGGCACUAAAGACAAGACUACACUUCCCAGGAUGUAAUGCGGACUCUGAUGAAGGCCAGCUAAGAAUCAGGCCUUUCUGUAUGAGAAGAUUGCAAUAAAAUAAGUGGUUCAAAAAUUGUGAUUCCUGGUCUUCUAAUGGUACCCACCAGACCGCUGCUUUACAGCUUUCUCCUGCUGUGAGACUUUUUCUCAUUAAUGGAGACUGAACCUCGUAAACAAGUGCUUUUGAUCAAUAUGCUAUAAGUAUACAUACAUAUAUUGAUGUUGAAAGCAAAAGUAACAAAUUAUUUACUGCAGAAGUCACUAAAUGGUUAAAAAUUUGGAAACCCCUGCAGUAACAACCUACAUGAUAGUUUUCCACUUUCAAAAACAAGGAUACAGUUCACUGGAAGGAUGUGACUGCGCCUAUCGUGCACACUUUGUCAUUUUUAUGGUUAAAGUCUUCAUCCUGCUUGGAAGACUGCAAUUAAAUAAAUUUAGGUGAAUAUGUUUGUACUGGUAAAGUCAGCAAACUUUAUGAAGCUGCUUGGAAGGCCAUGGGGAUUUUCCAGAAACUUGUACACAACAAAAUCUCCUAUGCCGACUGCACAAGUAAGGAAAAAAAAAAAAAAAAAAAAGACUUUGAAACAGAGGACUUUGGAUGUGACUGUGACACCCCCAGUUUGUAAACAUGCUUGUAUGAUGUGUAUACUGCUUUAAUAUUUUUUUAAAUCUAUAUAAACUUAUAUUGCAAAACAAAUUUUUUGUACUCUCUGCCCAUUAAGAACAGUAGCUAUGCUAUUGAUUGAUUUGCUUGAAUGCAGAUUGACAGAAUAUGUGGGGUAAAGCAUACUCUGAUGUAAAUGAUAUGGCUAGUCAGGGGUAUAUGUGGGUUUAUAGAAGUGGAGAUGUUGCCCAUAGCAACCAAUCAGAUUGCUGAACUUUGAGAUUGAUAUACAACUAUUAUUUCCAGCAGUUUAUACCUAUACUA